Messenger RNA from Choloepus didactylus (southern two-toed sloth), 3564 nucleotides. RefSeq names its product nuclear RNA export factor 1 (gene NXF1). The coding region runs from base 1400 to 3259 and encodes 619 amino acids. Gene Ontology annotation, biological process: poly(A)+ mRNA export from nucleus. The record is from RefSeq and is a predicted model, not a curated record. NCBI's taxonomy places the organism in Eukaryota, Metazoa, Chordata, Mammalia, Pilosa, Megalonychidae. Gene Ontology annotation, cellular component: cytoplasm; nucleus. The transcript is spliced from 21 exons. Gene Ontology annotation, molecular function: protein binding; RNA binding.
GGCCCCACUGCUGAGUCCGGCAGCCUCUGGGCUCUGCACAGGCAGCUGCCUCCAGCCAUGGGAUUGCCAAGUGCAGCAGCACCUCACUUGAAUGGAAACUUCCUUUCAAAGGGGGAGGGGAGUCCCUGAUUGGUGGCAACUUCCAGGACUGCCUUGAGCGGUAUUUGGACCCGAUUCAUCUGCAUCCUCCAACCUUUUGUCCCCAGUUCUUCACUGAGCUGGGUGAGGCAGGAGCUCUGCCAGCUGCCAGGAGCAGAGGGGAAGUGAAGAAUUUGUUCCCUGUUCCAGCUGAGGCUCUUAGUUCCCUCCAAGCCCUUCACCAAAUCAGUCACAGGAGAAUGGAGAAAGACCUGACCAGGAGCCACAGCCACACCUUUCUGAGGUGACUUCAGUGUCCUGGCUCACACAGAGAAAACUCAAGCUAUAGAGACCAUACUCCAGUGACCAUACUCAGCUCAUCUUAGUUGUUCUGGGGGUCUAGGGAAGUCCAUGGCUUUUCCAGCCCUGACAUUUACGUAUUUCCUCUCCCGUUGGCUUCUCUUCAGCCAGUGGUCUUGUUUGCACCUCCACUGUCUGCCCAGUUGAUAUGCAAUGUGGGUUUGGCACAGCACACCAGCAGUGGUUAGGGAGGUUUGUUGCCGAAGCUUGGCAUAAAUGCCAUCUCAAAUAUUUAAUUAGGCAACUCUUGGAAGAUGCUUAGAACAAAUUACUCAUUUAUUUCACAAAUACAUUUUUGUUACUUUGUGCAAUGCAUGAUACUGGGCCUGGCGCUGGAGAAAAAAGCCACGGAGCUCACAUUCUAGUGUUCGAGUCCGUGAUUAUUAAUCCUAUUUAUAGAUGGGGGAAAGAGGCUCAAGGUCCACAGUCGAUAAAGGACUGAGCUGAAACUUUUAAACACCGGCUGAAUUCCUCGAGGAGUCUCGGUGAGCGAUCACUCUCGCUCCGAGGCCAGGGACUCCCAUUCCUCAGAAUCCUUUCGUGCGGCCCCUUCGUCCGCUCUUCCUCUCGGAGAUCUGGACUGUCGUAAACCCCAAGGCCGUUGUUCUGCUCUCUGCUCCAGCACUGACUCCGGAGGUCCGCAGACUGAUGGAAGAAGGUGGUGGGCGGGCCGUAAAUCCUGGGCUUGGACAGCUCAGUUUGUUAGGCGGGGCGUGGGAGGGACAAGCUCCGCCCCCCGCGCGGCGUCCUUGCCGUGUGCGCACGCGCGGGAAGCCGCGCUCCUCCCCAAAGGCCCCGCCCACAACUUCGGGACGUCUGCAACGCGCGACGUACUUCGACGGAUAAAUGCUGUGGCGCUGGGAGUCUGAGCGCUUCGGCCCGUAGGUACUGGGCCGGUCUGGAUGUUUGGUGGCUUCGUGGCCAGCGGCAGCGCCUGAGCCUGCUUCUGCUUCUCUGUGCCAUGGCGGACGAAGGGAAGUCGUACAACGAGCAUGAUGACCGUGUUAAUUUCCCUCAAAGAAGAAAGAAAGGCCGGGGUCCUUUCCGGUGGAAGUAUAGUGAGGGGAAUCGUCGAUCUGGACGAGGUGGUUCUGGUGUUCGUACUUCCCGCCUUGAGGAAGAUGAUGGAGAUGUAGCAAUGAGUGACGCCCAGGAUGGGCCCCGAGUACGAUACACCCCCUAUGCCGCUCGUCCCAACCGUCGGGGUGAUAAUUGGCAUGAUCGAGACCGAAUCCAUGUUACCGUACGGAGAGACACUAGGGCUCCUCCAGAAAGAGGAGGGGCUGGCACCAGCCAGGAUGGGACCUCGAAGAACUGGUUCAAGAUUACAAUUCCUUAUGGCAGAAAAUAUGACAAAUCUUGGCUGCUGAGCUUGAUUCAGAGCAAGUGCAGUGUCCCUUUCACCCCCAUUGAGUUUCACUAUGAGAACACCCGGGCCCAGUUUUUUGUUGAGGACGCUAGCACCGCUUCUGCAUUGAAGGCUGUGAACUAUAAGAUUUUGGAUCGGGAAAACCGACGGAUAUCUAUCAUCAUCAACCCCUCUGCUCCACCCCAUACUGUGCAGAAUGAACUGAAGCCAGAACAAGUAGAGCAGCUAAAGCUGAUCAUGAGCAAACGAUACGAUGGCUCCCAACAAGCGCUUGAUCUCAAGGGCCUCCGUUCAGACCCAGAGUUGGUGGCCCAGAACAUUGAUGUGGUACUGAAUCGUAGAAGUUGUAUGGCGGCUUCCCUGAGAAUAAUUGAAGAGAACAUUCCUGAGCUAUUGUCAUUGAACUUGAGCAACAAUAAGCUGUAUCGGCUGGAUGACCUGUCCAGUAUUGUGCAGAAAGCACCCAAUCUAAAGAUCCUAAAUCUCUCUGGAAAUGAGUUGAAGUCAGAGCGGGAGUUGGACAAGAUAAAAGGGCUGAAGCUAGAAGAGCUAUGGCUUGAUGGAAACUCCCUGUGUGACUCCUUCCGAGACCAGUCCACCUACAUCAGCGCCAUCCGUGAACGAUUUCCCAAGUUAUUACGCCUGGACGGCCAUGAGUUACCCCCUCCAAUUGCCUUUGAUAUUGACACCCCUACGAUGUUACCGCCCUGCAAGGGAAGCUAUUUUGGAACUGAGAACCUGAAGAACCUGGUCUUGCACUUCCUGCAGCAGUACUAUGCAAUUUAUGACUCUGGAGACCGGCAAGGGCUCCUGGAUGCCUACCACGAUGGGGCCUGCUGCUCCCUGAGCAUUCCUUUUACUCCCCAGAAUCCUGCCCGAAGCAACUUGGCUGAGUACUUCAAGGAUAGCAGGAAUGUGAAGAAACUCAAAGACCCUACCCUGCGGUUCCGGCUGCUGAAGCACACUCGCCUCAAUGUGGUUGCCUUCCUCAGUGAGCUGCCCAGAACUCAGCAUGACAUCAAUUCCUUUGUGGUAGACAUAAGUGCUCAGACAAGCACGUUGCUUUGUUUUUCUGUCAAUGGAGUCUUCAAGGAAGUGGACGGAAAGUCUCGGGAUUCUUUGCGAGCCUUCACCCGGACGUUCAUCGCUGUUCCUGCCAGCAAUUCAGGGCUGUGCAUCGUGAAUGAUGAGCUGUUUGUGCGGAAUGCCAGUCCUGAAGAGAUCCAAAGAGCCUUCGCCAUGCCUGCACCCACGCCUUCCUCCAGCCCUGUGCCCACCCUCUCCCCGGAGCAACAGGAAAUGUUGCAGGCGUUCUCCACCCAGUCUGGCAUGAACCUCGAGUGGUCCCAGAAAUGCCUUCAGGACAACAACUGGGACUACACCAAAUCUGCACAGGUCUUUACUCAACUCAAGGCUGAGGGCAAGAUCCCAGAAGUGGCAUUUAUGAAGUGAUCCAUAGCCCCACAGAAGAAGCCCCCCUGUAAAUAGCCCUUGGAUACUGUUGUCUGGUCGUCGUGGUUGUCGUCUGCUCCUCUCCUGCCCAAGGCCACCCUGUGACUGUGAUUGAGGGAGGGGGGCCGCUGGAUCCCUCCCCUCACCUGCCUUCUGGAAGACUUCCGGAAGACUGAGCCUCACUGGUGCCAGGAAGCCAAAGCUUACUUUGUAGAACUGACACUAACUACUCGAAGGACUUAGGUGCUUUGUGUACUUAACUCCUAGAACCCUCCUUACUUUUUAAGAUAAAGAGUGGUAUUGUA